AUGUCGCAGAGGAAGGGGUCCAGGGCCUCCGGGGACGAUCCCGAGGAGCUUUCUCGGGUGCCGUUGCAGGCUAUCCUCCUGGCCGACAGCUUCACCCAAAAGUUCCGGCCCAUUACACUCGAGCGUCCUAAAGUAAGUAGCAGCCGCAGGCUCUUGCAUCUGCUUCCUUGGUACCCUUCCUUUAAGUGCCCUCCAAAUUUCGCGCUGCCUGUUGUGGUUGGAUACUUAGUGGUGGCUUUUUAUGCGAGUCCAUAGGGUUUCUGAUGAAGCAAAAACUUUCUCUAAUUGCAUGCUUCUGUCUCCAAUCAAGAUAAUUUGGAACAAAACGUUCUUGUGUCUACUUUCUAGACAACUGAAAAUGAGAUACUAAUGUUUAUCAUCUGUUUUUACGUUCUUCGUCGAAAAGUUCAUCUCUUUUAGUCAUCAGCGUAAAUAUAACGCAAUUUUCUUGCAGGAAUUUUAAUAAUAAGGCUGGGAAAUCUUCCUCUCCCAUGUGAACUUACGAAAUUUAUGUCACAUUGUAUUUUUUUUUGACUUAGGUGCUCCUGCCAUUGGUCAAUGUACCCAUGAUAGAGUACUCCAUGGUAUGGCUUGAAUCUGUUGGUGUAAAGGAGGUUUUUGUAUUCUGUUGUGCUCAUGCAAAACAAGUGAAAGACUAUUUACAAGUGGCCGGAUGGUUGAAUCAACCUAGGUUUUCUGUCAUGACGAUAGAGUCUCAAGAUUCUAUUAGUGCAGGGGAUGCUCUCCGUGCAAUUUAUAACAAAAGUGUGGUACGUGCGUACUAAACUCAGUAAUAUUUAUGUUAGUUUUUUAAACGCUUCAGGGUAUUUAUAUCUUUGCAUCUUUUAUCUACGCUCAUGAAAAUAUAGUCGCAAUUUAUUGGAAGUAAUUUUCUUCGCCAUGGAUUCCUUUUUAAUCAACCGCAGACUGACAGAUGGAUUCCUUAAAUGCACAUGCUUUAGGGAACUUCAUGACAGUAUUUGAACAAUUUCCGUGCAUCUAUAUGUGCGGAUGAGAUGCCACCUGUAAAUAGGCAAAUCCAAUAAAGAUCAUAUGAAUUUGGCAUUUUAUGAAGUCUAUAGUCUGGAAUGUCGGAGACUAAUCAUUCAAAAGUUUAGAUACAACGUAAAAUUAUGGCAAAAAUUGCAUCUAGAUGAUAAAAAUGUCAUAAACGAGGUAAUAUUUUGGCAUAAUAAUGUUGGGAUAAAAACACUCUUUGUUCAUUUUGUUUCGCUAUGAUGCUUUCAGGAAUAUGUGAUCUACAGUUUAGCACGUUGGUGGACUGCUUCGUCUCCUCUUUAUACUUACAAGCUCAGGCUUCUUACGGGCUUUGGGUCAUUGGAUUUAGAUCUUAUAUAAACGGAUGUUUGGUGAAGGUUUGGAGUGAUGUGGUCUCUACGUUCUUACAAACUUGGCAAUGGCGUAGUGUAAAAAUGUCCUUAUGUGCCGAUAGGUCAAACCAGUAAAAUUUCCUUGAGUGUGGUAUUCAUUCAUUAUGGCAAUUAUAUGUGGUGGGGUAUAAAAACCAUCAUAAAUCAUUCAUAAAAUAACUCAGUGGUAGAUCUAGACAUUCAGGUAAAGUUCAGAAACGGUCAUCCAAUUUUUUUUGACAUGUCCCCGGUUCAGGUUGAUAGUGUAUCUUUAUCUGAUCAUAUUAUUCAGGAGGAAAUUUGUGAUCAAGGGCUUAAAAUUUAAAACGACUUGUUUAAUGUUUUAAACAGGAAAGGGCAUCUUGUACACAAGCAUCUUCUUUUUAAUGGAUCGAUGAAAUGUGUGUUAUAUAGUUUUAUAAUUAUUUUUUGGAUCUUUAAUUGUGGGCAUAAGGCGAGUACAUCUGUACUUUUUGAGAAGUGGGAGAUUUUUACUGUUUUGGCAAUAUAAUUUAUCUGACGGCAUCUCUCUCCUCUACUACUAUAAUUAAUGCCAUUAUUUUAGAGACAUUGUACAUUGUGUUGGAUAAAUCAAUUAUUAUUGGAUCUUGAGACUCAUGGUUUCUACCCCAUCUUUGAUAUCCUUUUGGAUGAUUUUUACGUAUUACUGACGUAAUAUUUUCAUGUCAUGUAAGCACGAAACCAAUUUCUAUGUAUCAAGAACAUUUGGGUUUAUGAUGGUGAUCUAGAUUAGCUCGACCCACUGACUGAUCCACAUAUCUGAUGAGGUAUGAUAAUGAUGGCUGUGUGGAAAUUUAAUUUCCAUGUAGCCUAACAUAUAUUAAAUUACCCGUCGUUCUUCACCUCUGUGUUGGGCAAUACUCAACAUUUUCUCCCUGAGCCGCACUCCUUAAGAUUUUAGUUGUAGCCUAGUUAUAGAUGUCUCACGUGUUUUUCCCAUGUAGUCAUAAAAUUUUCAUAUACCCCCCCCCCCCCCUUUUUCCUUCAACAGAAAGUAAUCAAAUACAUGGCAGUUGGACCAGUUGCUUUGAGCUCAAAAAGGGACAGAUGGAUUGGCGGUGUUUUCAUAAAAAAUGGGGUUUAUAUGUUUUCAAGUGGCCAUAGAGGCUUUCUUGGACAAGAAUGUGAUUAACUAUUAAGCUAAUCAUUGGUCAGGUGGAUAAAAUUUAUUUCACCUUCCCAUGAUGCAACACAACUCCCGUAUUCAUGAAAUUAAACAUCUCACUCACCAUAUAUCUCCCCACAUUUAUUGUAUUAAUUCUCUCUUUGUCUGUGUCUAAAAAUCCCUGUUUAAUUGGUGCAUUAUCUUCCUUAGGGAAAUAUCAGUCAUUCUUUAAUUAAACUCCUGUACCACGACAUGGGUAUUUUCUCAAUGAAUUUUACGUUAUAGUGUCUCAAAAAAAAAAAAAGAGAACUCCUAGCAUACAACAGUUAAUCAUAAAACAUCAGUCCGCUGGAUAGGAAUGUUAUGGAAACACAAAAGCAUAAGAAAUCUCAAUAUUUUAUAAAAAAUAGACCCACUAGAUAGGAGAACGAUGAGAUAGAUAGAUAGAUAAUAUUUAGAGAGAGAGAGAGGUUACGACCCCCUGAAGAUUUGGUUUUGUGGUUUCAACAAUCUUGAGAUCCUCUCUCCACUGACUGUUUUUCAGUCCUUGCUUAUUGUAGUGUAACUCUUUUCUUUUAAACUUUUGGAUAUCAAUCUGAGUACAUCGUAUAUUUGGUUUCAAACUUUUAUAUUUGCAUCCGAGUUUAAUGUAUGUUUUUCUUUGAAGAUUCGAGGAGACUUUAUCCUUAUAAGUGGUGAUACGGUGAGCAAUGCGGCCCUGGUGAAGGUGCUUGAAGAGCACAAGGAAAGAAGGAAAAAAGAUCCACAGGCUAUAAUGACCAUGCUAGUGAAGGAUGUUAAGCCAUCAUACUUGACUCAUCAUACUCGCCUUGGUAACGAUGAAAUUUUCAUGGCAAUUGAUCCUGUGACAAAACAGCUUCUGUAUUAUGAAGACAAAUCUGAUGAUUCAAAGCCCAUAGUUUCACUUGAUAAAACACUCUUGUCUGACAACUCUGGUUUUUUCUUCCACAACAAUAAGCAGGUUAUUAUCACGCUCGGUUUUCCUUUAUAGUUACAUGAUCAAUUAUCUUUGAUAGUUGUAAUGAUGCCUUCUUGGUUCUCUUUGUUGCCUUAGAAGUGUGAGAUCUCAUUGAAGACGGUACUGGAACAUAUAGAAAACGUUUGAUACAUAUUUGGUCAUUUUGUAACUUAAAAUAUGCCGUUCUCUGCAUAUAUUUUGGAGUUGUUUUUGCCUUAGCUCUUGGCCUUUCCACACAUGCUAAAGAGGUCAUAGACAAAACCAAUAUUAAUGUUUCUUGGUUACGUUCCGUAAUCAUUAUGACGUGCUACUUUUGCUUGAUCACUAAUGGCGAAAGCUCUCAACUACUGUUCUUUUUAUCCAUUUGACUAGCAAUGUCAGAUUAAAGUAUCUGAUAUUAAUGAUAAGAAGAUCUCCAUUCUCUUUUAGGGUGGAUAUCCUUCUGCAGCUUAUAUCAUGCUGUCCUUUACACAUGCGUCCGUUCGUACCAGUAGAACAUAGCUUGCAUUGUCUCCUUGCAGUGUAGAUACUUCAAGUGGAGACAAGUCUUCUGUCCCACAACCUGGAAGAACAACUAGGCUAUUGGAUCUAUUGGCUUUUUCUGGAAGUUAUAUUAUCACUCUGGUAUUUAAAUAAGAAUAUGAUAGGGUCAGCCAUCUAGUUCUUGUAAAUUAGCUUUAAUGUGCAAUUAUUGCACCAUAAUGUUGAACAAAACCCACCCGUGUGUUUGUUUAUCUUUACUCUUCAGUAAAGAGUGUUUACAAAACAGCGAAAAGGGGGACAUUAAAAUCUUCUUGCAUUUUGAAAAUCGAUUAGGAUAUGCUAUAUGAUGAAAAAAAAUAGUAUCCUGAAACAGUUAUAUGCUUGAAUUCUGUGGUCAGCAGGCUUGAGAAGUUUAUUUAUUGCAUUUUACUGCUAAAGUAAUUUGUUUUUAACUUAAUAGCAAACAUGGAAAGUGGUUAAACAGAUUCUUUGAUAUAUCAUUGAAGCUUGAAAUAAUCGACAAACCCGCUGAGCAUUUUUUUGUAAUAGAAAUAUAUGUUCAAACGCUGAGCGUUUAUUACAAAGGUACCUUCAUUUAGUCACCCUAUAAAUAAUUUCUUAAAAUCCCUAUUGUAACUUUUCACUGCUGUUGCUGGUAUUUAAUCUUUGAGCUUUCAAUGAUGUUCUCUGAACUUUUAGACGUCUCCCCGCUUUUCACUGGAGGGAAAAAAAUGAAGAAGUAUUUAACAUUUAGUUUUUUUAUUUUUGAAAGUGGAUAAUACAGUAUGAACUAAAAUCCAAAGAGAGAUGAGGAUGUAUGUGUCAAGAUGCCAUGAAAAUUUCUUGUGUACAAUCACAGGUGCUAAACUGAGGUGGUGAGUUAUAUUAAACAAUAAGCUCUCCCAAACUGAACUGCAUUUCUCUCCCACUGCAACAUUCCUUUGCCCAGUCACUCUAUCGCAAGCACUUUUGAUCACUCUCUAGUUAAUAUCGCCUCUAGGACAUUGGAUCGUUUCUAUUGUUCCACAUUUGUCAAGAAGUCUUGCACAUACUUCUUAUUCCUCGUUGGAUGAUUACAUGACCCUACUCACUUUUUAGAAAGGGGCCCAUCAAUUUUUGGCCCCUCUGAGUAGUAUCACCAAUGCCAGCAUGCCCAUGUUUCCUCCACUGUCCUGGUGGAUAAUAUCACAGGUCUACUUUCUAAAUUAGCCUCUGUCAUAUUUAUCGUUAUAAUGGAGAUCUGAUGUGUAAACUCUCCAAUAAGUUUUCCUCCACACAUAGAUCAUAUUAUUUUAAUGUUCUCUGUUAAGGAAGCCCAUCAAUCACAAGUUGGUACUUUUCUGUGUGAAAUGCUCCACAUCGAAAUCCCAACCUUCAUUAUGUUUAGAGAACCGAAAAUCAGAACCUAAAGCGUGCAGGGAAUACUUAGUUGAACCUUUUUCUCCAUCUGUGCUAUGCUGUUGAUCUGUUAUUACGUUGUUCAGUUAAAACCUUGCCAAAAAAUUGCUUUUUCCUUUCAAAAUAUUAUCAUUCUUGUUCCAUGGGUGUUGCUGUACAUCUCUGUGUCUUCUGUUGUGUUAUCUCGAUAGGUAUACUAUGAUCAUCACAGGUAAACCUUAGAAACGGAACGUAGAGUAAUGGUGGUUUUUUGCUGACCAUAGGCUUUAGUAUCAUUGUAUUCAUUGCCUUAUCAAAUGGAUGUGGAAGAACCCUGACAGAAAGAUACUGUUGUGUUCAUUUUGAUGUUUUCGCUGUGAUCUACUUGUGCAUGUACAUCAGUCUAGAAAUUUAAGAAUGAAAAUCGUUAAAGUGAAUGUUGUGAUUUUUGUGCAGGACUGCUAUAUUGAUAUUUGCUCACCAGAAGUUCUUAGUCUUUUCACGGACAAUUUCGACUAUCAACAUCUCCGCCGUCACUUUGUAAAGGGCUUGCUUCUUGAUGAUGUAAGCUGUAUUAUCCUCAACUAAUCAUCUGCUCUUAUUUGGCCUUGUAAAUGCUUUGGCUCUCUAUAUUUGUGUGUAAUCUUCUUUUACUGGUGUUUAUUCUUUUAGUAUUUUCUGUAAUGAAUCCGUGGAGUGUAGUUUUAUAGCCCUCUCUGAUAAUUUUUUCCUGAAUUUGAUUAUGAGCCUAUGACCAAUUGAGUUUUCAAUCAGUAACUCUAUUAUUUUUAACGUUUUUUUUCUGAUUUUCGUCUGUAAAAAAAUUGUAGCUUGCUGCAGUUUUGUGUGAAAUUUCUCGUGUAAUGUGAAUCUCUGGCAAUUCUCAGGGGUGUGGGGUUGAUAAGAAUUCAAAGGCGUAAUGCCAGUGGGAGAGGGAUUCGUGGAUAGUAGUGUGAAUCCCAUAUAGGUAUUAUAAACAUUUGUUAGCCAACGGUGCGUAGAGGUGAGGGACUAAAACUUACACCAGGCAUCUCAGAGAUAAUUUGAACUCCAAUGGUUUUUUCUGGUUCGGAGUGGAGCAUUAAUGGGCAAGAUGCAAGAAUUUUAGUGUAUGCAGGUGCUCCUAUCUAUUAAAUUCAAAGCAAUGGAGUCACGCUCUACAUUGAUGAGAAGGUGGUUCUUAAUUUUCAGAAAAAAAAUUAAAAAUAAAGCUUGUGCUUUCAGGUAACUGAAAAUCUACAGGGGUUGUUGUUGUUGGAGUUCGUGACACAUUCUUGCUUCCAAAAUUCCAGUAGUAAGAAUGAGAACGUUUUGCUUGUACCUGUGUGAACGCGUUGACAUAGAUGCUCUACUGUUUUAGACAUUUUUCCUGAAUUAAAGUCAUCAUAUUGUUAGACAGAUGAUGAAAGCAAACAACAUAAUUUUUCAACAUUAUAAUGUAUCAGUGUUUGAUUGAAGGUAGAAACCUGGAUGGGUAAAAAAGCCAUCCGAGGAAUGAGUUAUCAUUUGGGCACCAACAAACUGUUUCGUUUGUGCAUCAUGUGGAAUUUGUAAUCAGAAAAAUGUCUCAAAGAUGAUGAAAUAUACAGGCUUGCGAAACCAUUGUGAAUUUGGUUGAGACUUUUUCAUGUAGCUCUUUGGGGAAGACGAGCAGAAUCAAAGUAUAGCUUAGUUAUAGUCAUACUAAUUCAGAUAUCAAUUUUGGUUUUAACGGUAGGCUAGAAUGCUGGGGUACAGAUGUGCGGAUUUUCUGCUAAAAAAUUGGUAUCCCCUCUUUAAGAUGGAACUACUGGAAACAAGAUUGAAAUGAAUUCUCUGGCAUUCAACUUCUUGUCAUUUGCUUUCUUCCCAACAAUUUUUGAAAUAUGUUAGGAAGCUAUUGGAUGCACAUAUUAAGAAAUGUGGCAAAAAAAUAGGAAUCGCUUACAAAGUCUUGGGUUCAAAUAGGUGUAGUGAUUUGUCUUUGAAGGAAUGUCACUCGAAGAGAAUUUGUGGUCAACCACAGUGCUGAUACUCCUCUUCUUUCGAGAAGCAUUAUCAAUUAUGUGAACUUUCUUGCAUCAUGCUCAUCAGUACAACUUGGUAAUGAAAUAUUGAUCCUUCUUUAAUGAGUUAAAGACAAUGGAGGAACGUAUAUGUGUGCAGUCAGUGAACUAAAGAAUCACAUCUCUAAUGGCCGUGUCUUACACCAAGAUGAUGUGAGUAACUAAAACUAGAGAUAAAUAUCCCUCCAUUUUUAGACUUUUUACGCUCAUUUCUUAUCUACAGUAGCCGUCUUUGCUUGGGCCUUUUAUUGGUUUUCGUGCUUUAGGCAGGUAAUCAGAUAAAGUUAAAAGCUUGUGUUUGAUGUCUUCUUUUUGAAUUCUAUUAUUUUCUUCAUACUCAGAAAUGAGGAAUUAUUUUUCAUUAUUUUUUCUUCUACUUCAGAUUAUGGGAUAUAAAAUUUUCACGCAUGAAAUCAAUGGCAGUUAUGCUGCGAGAGUUGAUAAUUUUAGGAGCUAUGAUACCGUUAGUAAGGACAUACUCCAAAGGUGGACGUAUCCACUGGUCCCAAAUGCUCAGUCUUUUGGAAAAUGUGGGCAGGUCAUGCUUGAAAGAGAGGGUAUUUAUAAAGCCCCGGGUAUGUGCAGAAUUUUUAUCAUAAAUCCUGACUAGCAGUUUUUUUUCUUUUGUUCUGACUUCACUUGUUCUGUAACACCAAUCAUCUCAUGCGAUUGCAUUCUCUAUACUAUCCAAAGUUUUUUUUUUAAAUUAGGCGGACGUGCGUUUUUAAUAGGAAGAGCUGAGUUUCAUUACUCUCGAAAUCGUUUCCAUUAUUCUAUCAGGAUUCGAUCUAUAAUCAACGGGCUACUUCGCAUAUAUUUGUUGGAGAUUACUGAUAUGGAUGUUCUGCUGAUUAUCUAGUGUUAACACAAAAUACUUCAUAAAUAUAACAUGCACUUUAGUUGGAUGAAAAUAUUCUCGUUUGCUGAAAUCUGAAAUUGUCUAGAUAUCUAGUAUCCUCUCAAACAGUUUUUUAGAAGUUUUGUGAAACAUUUUUUUGGCUAUGAUUCCGUCUCAAUGUUUAUGGAAAUUUCUCCUCUAAAAUUUGCAGGUAAAUCGUCUAAUAUCAGGCCAAUCACUAUUUUUAUGAUGCAGUUUUUUUGUUGUUUCUUUUCUAAUCUUACCAGCUGUUUUAAUAUAAACUUUGGACGCGGAUAUUUCUUUGAGGCGCAAUGAAAAUCCAAUAUAUAUGUCAAACUGUAUUUUUGUUAUGACCAACGUUCUAGAUUGAAAUCAAAACUUUCAUUAUUUUUAUCGAUAGAAGUUUGAAGUAGUGCACAUCAUGUUUUACCAUAUAUGUAAAAGGCAUCAUCAUGAGAUAUGUUAAGGGUUUUUAUCUUUUGAAGAGGAGCUGCGAAUUAAUUACAUCGUAAGUUCCUAUGAUUAAAUUCACGUAGUUGAACCUUUGGGGAGAGGGUAGCUCAGUCAGAGUUUGCCAGAUUCCUGGUUUUAUAGAUUUAACAUCUCCAAAAAUUGCUGAGAUUUUCAACUUCAUAAAUACUAUAACGAUUGUAGGUUUUACUCGUUCUGUGCAUCUGCUUGUAGUUCUCAGUGAUUUUUCAUUUCGUGAUAUGAUUUAGCCCAUUGUAUACCACCUUAAAAAAAUUGCCUCGUUGGUCUUUAGUUGUGCCAAACAAAGAUUCUCCAGCUUCGUCUUCUGUGUGUGGUUUCAAAUCUUGGGAAAAUCCACGAAUGCCAUCUUAGUUUUAACAAUGGAAAAACAGCUUUCAGUUCUUACAAUCAUAUGGAAUUUAAAUUACAAAUUGCUAAUGAGCUAUAAACUAUGGUAUGAUUCAUUUGAUAUGAUGGAUGGAAAAUGAACUGUAAAUAAUGCUUCUAAAAUCAUGGAUAGUAGAUGAACCUUAAAUUAUGGUGUGAUCCAUUUUGUUUGGGGAGAAUUAAAAACUUUACCAUUUUCCCUUUGAAAAUUGUGUGUUCCAUAUUUUCUGAACUCCUUAGAGAGAGAGACAAAAUAUCUUUCUCCCUUAGAAAGAGAGAUGCUAUUCCAUUUCGACAUUUAUGACAGUUUGUUUUUCCUGGAGAGAAGAAAAGAUGUUUUUAUCCACGUGUAAUGGCUUUUUACCAUUGAUGGAAUAGUACCAUGUCCCACUGAAGAAGAAAGCAUGGCGCCCUGUCUCUUUGCAGUUUAUUGUAAAAGUGAGGCAUUGGCUCUUUCUAGAAUAAAAGUCAGUUGUCUGAGUCGUUUUCUUCAAUAUAAUUUGACUACUAGUAACAAUGUAUUUUCACUUGCAGGUGCAACAUUAUCACACUCUACGUACAUAGGUGGUUUCUCAUUGAUAGGAGAUAGUUCUACAAUUGGGGACUGUAGUAAGAUUUUUCAUUCAGUUAUUGGUGAAGAUUGUAUAAUUGGAAAUAAUGUUUUGAUUGAGAACUCCUAUAUAUGGGAUAGAGUUAUCAUUGAAAAUAAUUGCAAGUUAAGUCACGCAAUUGUUUGUGAUGGGGUUAUUUUGAAGGCAGGUGCUAUUUUAGAACCUGGUGUCAUAUUAUCAUUCAAGGUAAGUUCUCUUAUUGUGCAAGUAUGUGGGAUUAAUUGAUAAUUUAUUUGAUAUUAUAGGUGAUAAAUGUUCUAUAAUGGUUCUGCAUACUAAACAGUUUCUCCACGUCUUAAUUUAACCACUUUCUGUAUCAUGUUUCGUCAACAAUCUGAUAUGAACAUCUGUUAGUUUCAACUUGUUCGACGAUUUGAGGAAUUAUUCCAAAACCGGAUAGGUUAGUAUAGGUUUUAUUGGUAACAUCCUAUGUAUGUUUAAAGUUCCUUCUGCCCUGUACCCACUAAGUAACCUUUAACAAUGCUUGUAGGAAUUAGUUUCUAAUGAUGUUUUUCUGAAUAGGAUGGAUAGGAAACUUCUUACUGUUUGGAAUUAUUAUGGAUUACUUAUAAUGAGGCCGGCUCAAAUUAUCAGUUCUUUCGCAAAUGCUUUCAAGUAUCUCUGGUAAUUCAAAAUUUUUGGGGCAUACAGUUAGUAUUCAUUUCCUAUCUGUAACUUACUGUGUUCUAUCACCUGCGACAGGUGAUUAAUGUUCAAUGUUUCCCCGAGAUAUUGCCGCAGUAGGAAUGAUUUUCCCUGAAUCUAGAAUUGCCCACCAAAUUUACAAUCUUCAUCCUGUCGAAGUACCUUUAACUGAGUAUUGGCAUGUUAUUUUGUCUUUCCCAAGAUCAUAAAUCCACACUUGCGUUAACAACAUAUUACGGUGUAAACCUUUACAUCUCAUCUGUUAAAAGUCACUGUUUAUCGAACUGACCAUUCUUACCUGCUUUCAUUUCCUAAAGGGCUACUAGUCUUCUCAAAAUGUGAAACUGGAUUACUAUGCUUGAACACGCUGAUAGAAAAUAACUAUUUCAAAACAUUUCCCCUGAGAUGGAGGGAAAAGAAGAUUGAUAACUACGUAGAAGCGCUUUUCACUGCCCGUUUUGUCAUAUUUCUCAGGAACAAUAGCCGAGUGAACUUUUACUGUGGCUUAUGGGCAGUUGGCAUCAGAACUUCAUUGAAAAUUUCAAUCUGGCUGUUUAAGCCCUCUUCCACUCGCUACACACUCUUUCCCACUUCUACGAAUGGCUUUCCUUCCCUUCCUUAUUUGUUUCUUUCCAGGCAGAGGAACCCUCUUAUGACUUUAAUUCUCUUCAUGUGGUGAAGAACUCCAGAAAAAUCCAUUUCUUACUUUCCAAUAGAUAAUUGUCUUGUGAGUGCUGUUCCAUCUACAUAUUGGUGCCGUUUGAAUUUUCUUUUAUAAUAUUGAAAAAUUUUACAGCCUCAAAAAUGCGAAAGAAAGUUGUCUUUCCAAGUUAGUUUCCAGUUAAUCUUUCUUAAAAUGUUAUUCCACCGGAUAGGUUAGUAAUCUCGAAUAUUUGACGGGAAAGUUCUAUUUUUUAGCUCUUGCAAAUUAUUUAAUUUUCUCUUGAUUAGAAGAACUAGAAAUUGUAGCCUGUAAUCGUUCAUAGACUGACUGAGCUUCAGUAUUUUGCUCAUAAUUUAACAUAUUAUAAAAAGUGUAACUCACGACCUAGUUGAUCCAUUUUUUAAACCUGGGAUUAGUUUUCGUAGUCUCUUAACUUCUGUCCAAGAAUUCUUACUAUGUAAUUAUUUUCUUUCAAAGUUUAUCCACGAGCACAUGAUACUUUUAUCUCAAUCAAAAGAUUAUUCUUUGCCCAUUGACAAAACAGUUCCCUCCAGCUAAUGUAGAACUGUUUUCGUAGAAUUUGAGUGCAGCACAGUUUUAGUGAAAUUAUUAUACUAUCAACAUUAGGAGGACUAUCAUAACAAAAUGGUACAGAGUUUUCCUUUCUUUAUUGACUAUUACAAUGUUGUUUAAGGUACUGGUAGUUUUUGUCUUAUGUAAUUUGAUGAGUAUGUGAUUUGAAUUAGCCUCCCAAGGGCCAGAUGUGACACCAAAUACCAUAUAAUAUUCAAAUGUUAGCUGACAUGAUCUCCUAACAAGCACUUACUUUUCUUCUUUUUACUUUUCAAUUUCUACCAUUGGUAUUCAAAUCUUUCGAUGCAUUUCAUUGAACCAACUUCUAUCAUUGGCGUGACUGUAAUAUUGUUUCCUUAUUCAGGUGGUAGUCGGGCAGAAAAGCAUCAUUCCUGCUUAUUCAAAAGUCUCUCUACGUCCUCAGCCAACUAUCCAGGAUAGUGAUGAGGAGCUCGAAUAUGCAGAUUCAAAUAGUUGAGUUUAUAGUUGUUGAUUUAAAUUCUUGUGGCUAUUUUUUCUCCUUUUUAAUUUUUAGCCUGAUAUCCGAAUAGCACUGGUGCUUGAUUCAUUUUGGGUGUCGGAAACUGUUCUCACAGAUUGUUUAGAAAUCAUAAAAAAUAUUUUAUUUAAUAAAUUGGCUUAAACAUCCAUACGCUAUGCAUUUAAAUGACUCUGAUAGCUCUGGUUAAGGUCCAUAUAUGAAAUUUAUCUGAAAGCACAAAGGAGCACUUAUGAGGAUUCUAGCUUGUUUAGUUGUCAAAUGAAAAUGAAAAUUUUGGUGCGGAGCUCUUGAAAUAAUUGCAUUGAUAGCAAAUAAAAUUUAUUGAGAACGUUUUCCUGCAUUAAUUUGGCGAAGUUAGUAUGCUCAAAUUUUGAAGGUUUGUUGAUGAUGUACGCUUGGUUCCCAAAUCAUAAGCUUGAAAAUUUUCCCUUUAUUGUCUGAUUUUUUUUCAAACUGCAUCACUUAUGUAAAAACUUACGUUAUGCUGAUUAUCAAAUGAAAUCGUGUUGCAUUUUCAUUAAUCACAUACAUCUCAGCCAACUUGAUCGCUAUGUCACUGAAAACACUGAAAUUUUUCAAGAUUCAGUUCUUAAUAACUGCUGGAUGUCCAAUAUUGUGCCUUUUGUUUGAUGUUUUGAUCUAGAAGCAUCUAGUGAAUAUGUUUCACAAUUACUGCAAUGCAGCAACUCCUCUGGUGGAUUCUUCCUUCACAGAAUUUUCUUCUGUCACUUCUGAGGUAACUUACGUUCCUUUACUGCCAUAAUAUUUAGCCAUAUGCAGCUGUUUUAUGAGAUUUUACUCUCUCUAUGAGCAUUGCAACGGUUUUUUAAUUUGCAAUUUUUUUUUAUAUAUAUUGUACGAGAAAUGUCGUGCAUAUCCAGCUGCCAGCUCUCAGUUUAUCAUUCUCUUGAGCUAGCGUUCUGUGAUGCAUUUGUUUCACUUUAUGUAUCUCAUCUCUCAUAAAGGAAGGUCUGCAAGACGACUACAAACGGACUGUGAUGUAUGUGAGGUCGGCCCUAAAAAGAUUGAGGUAGCCAAGAGAGAAUAGGGACACCUAAGUAGACAUCAUAACUAAUGCUGCAAAUUGCAAUUGCUACGACCAAAUGUUCAAGAAAUAAAGCUUUGCUGCACACGUUCUGUUGAAUAGUUGCUUAAUUUAUUUUUUUUAGGAGAAGAUUGAAGACAGUACUUAUGUUAUUAAAUAAUAAAAAGAUGUGAUCUAUCAAAUGCUUCAUGGAGAUGGCAUACCUCUCGUAAAGGCAUGGUAACACAUUAAGUGGAUGACAUCCUUCAUAUAAGCAUCAACCCACGUUUAGAAGUAAUAUCAAUAUCAGCUUGACUAGCUUCGUAUUAUUAAGUUGAUAGAACCUUCUGAGCUCUUGGAUAAGUAAUCUUAAUAAUGAUUCUCUAAAAUUUUGCUACCCUUAUUAAAAUUUAUUUUGAGGUUGUGCUGUCAGCCUUAAAGAAAUUCUCAAUCGUUUAUUCCAAUUGCUUAUUUCUAUGUUUUGUCUUGGAUUAUUUAUUGUGUCCAUCGAAAUCAUGUCAUCUAUAGUCUGUGCACACAGUAAUGCAAUCAAACUGGCGGGUAAAGAAAGCAUACCUCUGGUAGGUUGCAUUCACUAUUUAGUAGAGGGAGACACCGAAGUUUUUAUAUGAAUAAAAAAUAGAAAAAAAAAAUAGGAAAUGGAAACGAAUAGUAAAAUGGUAAGUUUUCUUCCUUUUUAGCUCCUAGAAGAAGCGAUACUGACUAUUUUGCUCUUGUCUAUGUUAAUAUAAGGUUUUAAAAUAAGCAAGAGUUUGAAAACAACAGGAAGUUUAGUUUCCGGAUGAGAAUUUGGGGAGUUUCAUCUGACCGUUCAAUGGAGUUCCAGGAAGUUGCGAAGUUUGGUGGUUUGUCCAGGUUUAGUUAGCGUUCCACCAUGAUUAAGGUCUUCCAUUGGUAGCUAGAAAUGGGGGGCACGAGGGGGGGGUCCCAAGUUGAUUGGUUCUGAGUUACUUUGGAGAAGUCGAAGUCAUCUGUACAGCGAUGGCUUGAUUGGUAUCAUCACCAUGCUAUGGCCACAAGAAAAGUUUCUGUUCCAUCUACACAAAUUUCCAUGGUUUUUCCAAGUAGAUUGCUUGGAAGAUAGUCUUAUCGGGCAAGAAGCAAAGCAGAGACAAAGGUUGCUGCCUGAUGUCCUGUGCCCAAUUUGGCACUUGAUUGACCAUCUGCCUAUUGAUGAUCUUCAGGACUGGCAUGUCUUCAAUGAAUUGUUUGGUCGCCUAACAGUUGAUUAAUCGUGACUUUGGACUUUGGACUUUGGACUUUGGAGAGAGAUGUCUGAUUCAAAUCUAUCGCCUAAAUCAUGGAAUUGCUUUUCUUUUUAUUUGAUGGAAAAAAUUGGUUUCAGGAUUCCCCCUUGAUCUCUCUGCUGAAUAGAGGACGGAGUUGUCACCUUUCUUGUACUGCGUUUUCCAAUGUAAUGACAUGCAGACACUGCAAGAAAUUACAUACUUCCUUGCAGACUAAUAUCUCUGUGCCUAUGUCUUCUUAAAUGGAAUUUACUAAGAUUUUUAUGCGUUUAGUAUCUCAAAAGUCUUUCCAUUUGCAGUAAUACGGCUAAAUUGAUCUAUUUCCGUUACACUCUUUUCUGCUGUUAUACAUUCGUUUUAUUUAUGUCACAUUUUCUCCUCUUCAUGUGCAUAUUAUACAAUGAAUGAAGGACGGCAUUUCUGGACUUGGCUUCGUUUGGUCCUCUGAAGGAGGGAACGAGGAAGAGUGGAGACAGUCAGUUGCUCCAAUACCUGCGGAGAAACUUAUGAAAUUCUCUGUCAAUGCUUACAAUGAUCUAGAUUCAUCAUAUCCAGAUUCUGGGUUCACUUCAGCUAUGAGAGAGUCGCAGGCAGAAUCUGGGAAUUCUGAUUCCAAUGCUAGUGAUGAUGAGCAUCACAAAGAUGUUGAUUUUGAGGGAGAGGUUUUUAAUGAAUAACUGUGCCUAUUCUCUUUUGCUAUUUUGUUCUUUACUUUGGAGUACAUGAAAUUUGGCUGCUUUCCAGGUUGAAGCCACUUUUAGGAGGGCAGUUGAUGAAGGGAUUGAUGAAGAAAAUGUCAUCCUAGAAGUGAACUCCCUCAAGUAUGUUCCAUAUCAUUUUCCUUCUACACAACAUUGUCAGUAUCACUAGGGAUUGACGCCUGUUUCUGUUACUUUGUUCUUAUCCAUAAUGUAUCAUAUGCUUUGUAAACCUGAAAAUAGGAAUAGGUUUAUUGAUGCAGAGUUUUAAAUAUCCCUAUUUCUAUUUUGGUUCUUGUAUAGCUGGUAUAUUUGUAGCUUUUCUAUUGGUGUUAUAGUAAUUUAUGCCCGCAUAAGUACUGGACCAUUGUAUUGACUAAUUUUUGGUAGUUAUAAUUUGUAUCUCAGAUUAAAAAAAUUAAGCAUGCCAUUUAUUGUUUCAUUGAGUUCAAAAAAUAGGUUAGAAAUCACAGUGUGAAGUCCAUUUUUUUUGUGAUUACUAAAUUUAUUUGAUGUGAUUGGUUGAGUCUUUUGUCCCUUUUUGUUACAAGACGCUAUUCUUUUCUUUGUUGGCACUAGUGCUUUCAAAGCAAGGUUGUUUUGAUUUUUGCUUUUCAAUUUGUUUCUGAAUUAAUUUUUCAUGGCUUUCAUGAAAAGAACUUGAAACAUAGAGUAUAAAUUUAAUGUCGUAAUAAUUAGACAUUUGCAUGUCUCCAUUACCUUAUAAAAAUGUAGACUUCUUGCCACGACUCAUUGCCUAUGAGGUAACGAGUCAUGGCGGAAUGAGAGAAUUACGCACAAGAUGAAAAUUAUAGAUUUUUUAGAGAAUGAAAUUGAAAAAUUCUUUAAACAAUCCGCAGAAAGAAUUUUUAUCAGAAAAUUCCUUACCUGAUUCGAUUCUGGAUUCCACACAUUUUAAUAUUAAUGUUGAAAGUUUUUAACGUUUUCCUUUUGGUUUACAUAGUUAUUUCUUGUUUUAUUGUUUUGGACUAUGAGUUGUCUAUCAUUGAUCCAAAGAUUGGUGCUUUUUUUUUUAACAAAUCAGAUCUCUUGCAUGAAUAUAUUUGAGUUUUGAGUAAAAAAAAAUUCAUCUGCAAGUUCACUUAUUAAUAGCUUUGGAACUGUCUACUUUUUAUGUCAGGCUGGCAUACAAUGUGGAGCAUACUGAUUGUGCUGGUGGCUUAUUUUACGCAAUGUUGAGAUUGGCUUUAACUGUUCCCCAUAAUACAAACAGUGCGUUAUUUUUCCUUAAAACAUUCUUUUUUCAUUUAGUUAUUUGCAAAUUGUCCAGUUCACCAGUGCAUGCUGUGUACAGGGAGAAACGUCCUUCUGUCAGUCAAUGCUCAGUCUUUGUUAAAGCUCUGAUAACGAAAUCUAUUACUUAUAGAGUUGGUCGUUUUUCACCUUCUUGAAUUUUAUCAGAUUCAUUAACACUAAUCUCGUUUUUAUAUGGUUUUAGAUUUUCUUGGGUCAAAUGAUUUUCGUCAAGCUAGCAGAACUCAUUUUUUUGAAAGAUCAAGUUGUGUCCUGUUCAAGCAGCAAGCUGUUCAACUUUUUGUUUGAAGACUGGUUCCAUUGUUUCAAAAUGUAGUCCCGAUCAGAUUUUCAUCUGGAUUGACUUUCAUUCAUUUUCUACUAGACUCGGUAUCAUACGUUGGUAUGGUCAAUCUAGCUUAGUUAAAGUUACGUCUUGGUCCAAGCUGGUGCAUGUCUCCGAACCCAAUUUAUUUGGAUUUCUGUUCUCUGGGUUAAUAUUUAUUCCCAAAUUCGCGUAUCGUGCCUAACCAUCUUCUGAGGCCUGAGAAAUGAAAAUUUCCUUUCUGAGGAUCUCAUCUCGAACAUUGGAGCAGAGAGGAAUUCUGACUCACUUUUAGUGUUUCUAAAGGUUACUGUUCAUAUUUUUCUUCUUAUGUUUGGUUGUGAGAGACUGGGGGUAGAAUUUAGUAAGCCAUACUCUCUUGUUCAGAUAUAGCUCAGAUGGAGAAAUCAAUUAUUUUAUACCUUCGGAGGGUAGUAAUCUGUUUUUAGUGGCUAUCUAAGACUUGUUAACAUCAAUGUCGAUGCUUUACUUCUUUACUAAUUAUGCUAUAUGAUUUAAAUACAAUGUGCAGUUGAACUCCUUGAGAAAGCUAGAGAGGUGAUUACCCGUUGGAAAAGUCUUCUAAAGCAUUACAUGAAAACUGUUGAUGAGGAGGUCUGACGAGUAAUCUUUCAGCCAAUGGCUUUUUUAUUAAUCUCGUAUUGCCUUUUAUAUUUUGUAACCUUUCUUCAUAUUUGUACUUUCAGUAGCCUUUUCUUUUUUCUGCUGAUGACCUAUUCUAGUCAUCAUAUUAGAAAAUAUCCCUUUAUUUCUGUUUUUCUGUGAUAACAUUCAUAUGAUGGAAAUUUAUUUACUGAUAUAAAAAAUUUGUUAGAUGAUAAUUUGAUAUUUUUGAUCAAAUUGCUUUUGGAUGAUGUGAAUACAAAAGGCUCUUCUCGAGAAAUUGAUUCGAUGAAUUAAAGGUGGGAAUUGAUUAAGGGGAGGGUAACAGGAUCAAACCAUUUCAUUUCAUCUUUAUAUGAUUAGCAAUAUAACACCAUGCGAAUAUCUUGAUAUAUCAGAGAAAAUUUCUAAGGCACAUAUAGCUAUAACGUUUUACAGUAAGUUUUUAAGUGCUGAUUAUAAAAUCACUAUUUGCUUUGUAAACACUUUUUUGGGCGGUUUUUUGAGUAAUUACUCCUUUAUUAUCCAUCACUUAGUUUUUGAUCCUUGACACUGAUGUGCAGGUGGAAGUUAUACUGAAAUUUGAAGAAAUGUGUCUGGACAUGGAAUCGACUAGAGAAUUCUCACCGUUGUUCACAAGGGUAUCUUCUUACAUUAGGAAAGAAAAGUUUUACUGAUAAAUUCAUAUUUAUUUCAACUAUGAGUGUGUAAUUUGGUGGAUAACAGUGAUCCUAUAUAUGUAUGUAUGAAAGUAGUCUACUUUAAAAUUUCAUAUGCUGAAUGUUAAAUUUUUACCGGUUUGUCAAUAAUCUGGUUCAUUUGUCAUUUUUUAGCAAGUACAUGGACGAAUUCCGUGAUCUAUGUGUUAUGUCCUGUUUGAUGACUAAUCCCUUCCCUUUUAUUAUCUGUAUGUAUGAAUCUAGUAGACAGCAGUUUUAUGUAAUGGGUAAAGUAUUUGACUUAAUCAACGUUGAAGGUACAUGCCAGUAUCAUGUUCUGACUUCGGUUUUCUUUAAAUGAAUCAAUCAGUUCAUGGGAGUACGGACAAUUCAAGGAGUGAAGACAACCUCCUAUCAGCACAAAAAGAGAUUUUUUGUUGAGAAGCCUUUGUAUACCAGUAGAAUUCUAUGACCCACUGCUUUGUGGGACCUGAUUUUCAAUGCAGGAGCAUCUGUGCACUAACCUCCGAGCAAAGAGGUGAAUAGAGACAAGUUCCGAAGAGACAAGGAACUCUUUUGUGCACAUAGUGAGUCUGUAAUACCAUGGGUCGGUGGAACAUUCCAUCCACCUCGAAAGAUAAAUAAUAAUAAUAAUAAUAAUAAUAAUGAUGAUGAUGAUGAUGGACAUGUGAAAUAAAGAUUUACCCUUUGUUCUCAGAUGAGUAUGCAAUGAAGUCAUUCGAUGAAGAUGUUCAGAGUUAAUAUUUAUGGCCCACCCAACAGUGCUGGAAGUGUUUUUAUUUGGAUUAGACUGCUCAGACUGCGUCGAAUUCUCUUUGGUAUUGCAUUAGUACGGGUGAUUCUCAUGCUAAAAUUGACUAUGAGUAGCCACCACCAGGGAAAAAGAAAUAGUUUGUCCUGUUAUCAUUUGAACCCCAUUGAAAACUGUGAAAAUUCGUUUCUGUUCUGAAUUUUUUUUCUCGAUUCCAUCCUGAAUUCCCUCGUUUUAGUUAUCUUUGAGGCAACAUGUUCCUUUUCUUUUUUUGUCUUAAACGAAGUAAAUAUCCAGAAGAAUUCUAUUCUGAAGAGAAACUCAUAGGCACUGCUCGUCUUUUCUCACUUGAAGAACUGAAGGUAAUCUCUCUUGCAGAUUUUGGUAUUUCUUUAUGAUCAAGAUGUUUUGACGGAAGACGCUGUCCUCGCAUGGGCAACAGAGAAAGAAGGAGCAGAUGAAUCUGAGAAGGUCCUGCUACAGCAAUCAGAAAGUUUCAUCCAGGUGCGUCUUGAUGUUCUUCACAACUAUCAGAACGAAAAUCUAUAUGACUGAUUAAAUGCGGCUAUUUGUUGAGCUCCUUUUUUUUUUUUUUGGGUCAAUUCUCAUUCCUACCCAGGAUUUAUUCGACUAAAAAUUUAGAUUUUUGUUACUUUUUCUCCUGUAUUCUAAAGCUAUCUAAAUAAUAUUUUUUACAUUUUCUCCUGAUUUAUUAAAUGGUCUCCCCUCUAGAUUUCUUCUAUCUUUCCAUCAAGAUCCAAGAGAGUGCAGAGUACUAAAUUAGGCAAUUGCGUCAAGUUGAUCAAUCAUCACUUUUUCUUGGUACCCAUUUGAAAUCAUGUUUCUUACCAACCCAAUCCGAUCCGGCCUGGUUUCUUGUCAUCAUCAUACUCAGUAGUUCAUAUACUCUGAGGAGAUGCUUCCCUUCCUUCGAAACUCCAGAUUUUCCUCAAUAGCAUACCACCAAGCCAGGCUUCUUUUCAAUGGCAUGGGAACUGGGCAGUGAGACAUUUGUUAUUUUUUAAGGGUGUAUUUCCAAUUUUUUUCUCUGGCGCUGUUCAUCUCACCUUGUCCAGCUGGGAUCAUCACCUUCGGCUCAUUGCCACUUUCGGCAUCAGUUCUAGUGUGCCCAUCCAUGCUCCAACCUGCCUAAUAAUCACUAGUUUUCUGUGAAUAAUGAGUGCCUACCUGCUGUAAUCUGAGCUGGAGACUGAAGCUCAUCUGUGGGCUUCUGUAUCAGAUAAAUGCUUGAUCUCCGGUUGAAUGCUUCUUGUUUCUUUUUGUCAUGGCAUUAAAUGGCUCUUAUGUCUGCAGUGGCUCCAAGAGGCUGAGGAAGAAGACUAA
Spirodela intermedia is the source of this 20060-nucleotide messenger RNA. The record is from the annotation of a GenBank genome assembly. NCBI's taxonomy places the organism in Eukaryota, Viridiplantae, Streptophyta, Magnoliopsida, Alismatales, Araceae.